Messenger RNA from Amphibalanus amphitrite, 1318 nucleotides. RefSeq lists its product as uncharacterized. The transcript has 2 exons. Lineage: Eukaryota; Metazoa; Arthropoda; Thecostraca; Balanomorpha; Balanidae. The record is from RefSeq and is a predicted model, not a curated record. The coding region runs from base 617 to 1111 and encodes 164 amino acids.
GUCUGGAGAUAUCUGGUGACUGCCGGAAGUCUCCUGUGGCUGAGAGCCUGGCUGGAUGCUGCUGGUGUCGGGAGAGAGGAGCGGAGAGACGGGGCAGAGGACGGGAGGAAUGCUCCAAAGAAGGGGAGAGAGAUGGUGAAGGAAGGGACCGUUCGGGCUCAGGAUGGAAGAGCAAAAGACAGGAGAAAGAACAGCAGAGAAAAGGAGGAAGGCAGAGGAGUGAAGACAGAGCAAGUAAGAGAUGUCAAAGAAAACAGACGAGAGAAGCUAGGAGACGAUAGAGAGAAAUCAGGGCAUACAAGAGAAGCGAUAGACCAGAGAGGAGAUAAUACAAAAGUCGGAAAAGUGAAGACAGAAGAUGCAAGCGAUGCGAUAGAGCCCAAACCAGACACAACCAAUGACGAUACGUCAGCAGAGGUAGAGUCUCAGCUCCCCGGUACAGAACCAGAGAGCAGAGCCGCCGCGGAGGACCCCACCCCGCUGCUGGGGCCGGCCGCCGGCUAUGGUCCGGCCUCCCGUCCGCCACCGCCCGGCUGGAUUCGGGCGCUGAAAGUGGCGACUGAUGUGGCUGAUAUAACGGAGGAGUGCGGAGGACGUAUAAAGGAGCUGGUGCUGGAUGAGCUGGCCAGGCGCGGCCGGUACAGCGCCGCCAGUCUCUCCUCUCCGCAUCUCCUCUGCCGCCGAGUUCUCCGCGCCGGCCUGCUCUCCGGCGUCUCCCCACCUCCGACCGUCCGCCGCGCCGGUCUCCGUCUUCUGGCUUCGGCAGCCGAACGACAACCGUCGCUACAACCAGCUCUGCUCGGCUGGCUGCGGCAGCUACCGCCGAGUCGAGAUGAGCUGCGACAGCUGCCGGCGGAGCUGCGGAGGCCCGGCGCUCCGCUGGAUCGUGUCGCAGCUCUGCUGGCAGUGGAGGGCUUCGAGAGUGACUCAAAGACAGCGCCGCGGGAAGGGACAGGAACCGACCGCGGUAGAGCCCUUGCCGCUUUACUGGAGGCUGAAGCUGCUUACCAGGCGGGCCGCGUGGGUGAAUCUGUGUCGGAGUAUCUCUCUGCACGGCCUUGGUAUCGACUGGGAGCGGCACUGGCUGCCGGCCGGCCGCUGCCGCCUCUGAUCGACCUACUCUGGCCGACUGGGGACGAGACGACGAUAUGGCCCGAGCUGAGGCGAUUGCUGGUAGUGGAAAGUGCGGCUGAGGAAGCUAUGGGAGCUACUGAGACGGCUGAGCCGUCAAACCCUACUGCUGAUCCGUCCAACUCGACAGCGGAGACUGCUGAUACGCCAGCGUCGGACAGUAAAGCUGCUGAGACAUCGAGUUUGA